AUGGCCAUUAAGAAGUGCGUCUCAAUCGUUGGUUCCGGCAAUUGGGGUUCGACAAUAGCAAAGAUUGUCGGGAGGAAUGUUUUGCAGAUGGAAUCUUUCGAAGAUCAGGUGCGGAUGUGGGUUUUCGAAGAGAUAAUCAAUGGUCAGAAGCUCACUGAGUUGAUCAACAAGGAGCACGAAAAUGUGAAAUAUCUUCCUGGCGUAAGGCUUCCACCGAAUGUUGUUGCUUUGCCUGAUCUUGAAAGCUGCUGCCAGGGCGCUGACGUUUUGAUCUUUGUCCUACCUCAUCAAUUCCUCAAAAAUGUAUGCCAGGCACUGAAACCACAUCUGAAACCUGGAUGCUAUGGCUGUUCGUUGAUUAAAGGUUUAAACAGAGUGCCUGGUGUGGGAGUGAGCCUGUUGACAGACCUUAUUCGAGAAACGCUUAAUAUCCCCUGUGCAGUUAUGAUGGGUGCGAAUUUGGCUUCGGAAGUGGCCCAGGAGAAGUUCUGCGAAUCUACAGUUGGAUCUUUAGAUCGGUCACGGGGACUGGAACUGAAAGAACUCUUCGAGACACCAUACUUUCGCAUUUCCGUGAUCUCUGACGAGAUAGGCGCAGAAUUGUGCGGUGCCCUUAAAAAUAUUGUCGCCAUUGGUGCUGGGUUGGGCGAAGGCCUGGGCUAUGGAGAGAAUACUAAGGCUGCGAUAAUUCGUCUGGGUUUCAUGGAAAUGAAAAGAUUCAUCUUCCAGUUCUUUAGUAAGAGGGGUCCACAAGAGUCGACUUUCCUAGAGAGCUGCGGGGUCGCUGACCUAAUUACCACCUGUUAUGGCGGUCGUAAUCGCAAGAUUGGUUUUGCACUUGCCACCACUGACAAGUCGGUGGUCGACCUUGAGGCAGAGCUUCUUGGCGGCCAAUCGGCGCAGGGUGUGCUAACUGCCGCAGAGGUCUUUGCGAUGCUGCACGAUCGUGGUCUGGAGGCCGAAUUUCCCAUCUUCACGAUGGUGCACCGUAUCUGUCAACGGCAGGAGAAGGCGAACGUCUUCAUUGAAUGCCUUAGGCGUCAUCCGGCCCACAUGUGCUUCUAUCGCUCUUUAGGAAACAAUUGCCGUGCGUUCUGUGAUGAGGUAGACGUUCACUUCAUGCCUGCGUUGUGUGUGAUAAAGGCACGAGAACAAAUGGUAUUUCUUGAUCAUGUCACGUGA
Molecule: messenger RNA, 1182 nt
Organism: Echinococcus granulosus
Lineage: Eukaryota; Metazoa; Platyhelminthes; Cestoda; Cyclophyllidea; Taeniidae
Product: Glycerol-3-phosphate dehydrogenase [NAD+], cytoplasmic
Exons: 6
Coding region: 1-1182 (393 amino acids)
Biological process (GO): carbohydrate metabolic process; glycerol-3-phosphate catabolic process
Cellular component (GO): glycerol-3-phosphate dehydrogenase (FAD) complex; cytosol
Molecular function (GO): protein homodimerization activity; NAD binding; glycerol-3-phosphate dehydrogenase [NAD(P)+] activity
Source: RefSeq, a predicted model, not a curated record